AAUGAGUAAUAUAAGUAUUAGUUUGGGACCCAACUUGAAAGUAUUCUCUUACGCCAAUCAGGAGAGUAUUGUAACUGCAUUGAAAGAGAGAACAUUAACAAGCUUCACUGUGACUAUUGAUUGGGAAAAUGGAACAAAAACGGAAGAAAAGGGAAACAUAAGUGCCCUUCCUAAUCUUUGUCCGCCCAUUUUAAGCAGAGUGUACUGUAAUGUCUCUUUAACGACAACUUAUAGCUCAAGAUCCGGUUCGUCAACAAUAGAAUAUAAUUAUGAUAGUGAUCUAAAGUUUUAUCUAGAGAAGAAAGCUCUGAAUAGAGUUUGGUUUCAUGAAAGUACUAUUGAACAACUAUUGAACACUUAUCCUUACUCGCCUGAUGACAAUGAACUUAAGAGGAUAGAACAAGAAAAUUAUGUACCUUUGAUUGAGUUACACUGCCAAGUAGAUGGUUGCUCAAAAAAUAUUAUUUUUCAAUGGUUUGAAAUGAAAUCGAAUGAAAUUGAAUUAAUUGGUAAUACAUCUAUGGUUCUCGUUCGAAAAUAUUCAACUGAUAAAAAUUCAACUUAUACUGGCUCCAAACGAAAGUAUUUUUGCAUUGCCACAAAUGAGCUUGGUUCGACUAAAUCUUCUAUUAUCACUAUAGUUGAAACUCAACCUUACAAAUACUCGAAUAAAACUAUCAGAACGUUAAACUUGCCAAGAAAUUCUCCGGUAAACUUAGAGUGCAGUAUACCAGCAGAUUUCAAAUACAGAACAGAUAGAGGAGUUCUUGGAAUAAAUCCAAGCAACGAAAAUGAUAAAUAUUCCUUCUAUACGAAAACAAUUUUUGGUCAACGACCAAAUUCACCCUACGCAUCAAUGAAGAUAUCAAAGUUAAAAUCAAAUCAUUCUGGUCGAUAUUGUUGUUAUUAUAUACCACAAACUGAAAAUUUAAAAUCUGAACCAGAGUCAAAAUAUAAUUAUAAUUGUACAAUUAUAAAUAUUGACGCAACAAAGCAACCGCUUCGCGAAGAUUGUAAGGACGAUGAAGAAUAUGUUAAAUUAAAUGGUUCAACGACAGAAAUUAAUAUUCUAGAAGGAAAUUAUAGUACAUUAUCGAGUCUUGUUUGCGAAUUAUCGGAGAAAAACAAAUUCAAAUGGACAUUCGAAAGAGCCAAUAAAUUAUCUCCAUAUCCUUUAUUUACUAUGUACAAAUCGGACAGUUAUCGUAGAGUCAAUUAUUCUCAGUAUUGGAUUGAGAGAAACGGAUUGUUUUUUGAGUCUGAUUAUCUACAUAGAGAAAACGCCGGAUUAUGGAAUUCUUCGUGGUUCGAUCAGGUUACUGGAACGUGGAACAAUAUAAGUUAUAAAGUAAACGUGAUACCACAUCCGACAGUAAGGAAUAAUUUAAACAUUUCGGCACUUUAUGGAGAUGAUGUAAGCAUAAAAUGCGAUAAUUAUCCGUCAGAUACAAAUGUAAUCCUUACAAUCAACGGAAAACAACAAGAGGAAGGCCAGAAGGUUAUUCAUUUGAGAAACGUUACAAAGCCAGCAUCGAUUGCCUGCGAAGUUAGUAACAAAAACGGAAUUCAUAGGAAAAUAGGAUAUUUGACAGUAUACGAAAAAACACAGAUCGUUGUCAAACCAAAGAAUUUGUCGUUUUCUUAUCUUAGAAAUGACUAUUCAUUCGAUUGUAUCCCAAAGACAGAUCAUAGAUUGAAAGUAUCUAUACAAUGGGACACUGCGUAUUUUAAAGUUGAUCCUUCAAGACAUUUAAAAAAUUCCAACUGUACUUUAGUGGUAAGCGCUCAGGAAAUAUCUGAUUCUUCGCUCACUACAUCGUUCACUUGUAUUGUAAAAACUAAAUACGAUACUGUUACUGCUUCAGCAAAAAUAUCUAAAUUAAUUAAGCAUGAUACAUCUCAACUGAAAUAUAAAAGUAAGGAAUCUUAUUUAGGAGUAAUGUUUAUAAUAUUUCCUGGUCUUCUAUUGGCAAUUAUGCUAAGCGUUAGCGUGAUUUUUGUUAUAAAGUAUUACAAAGAUAAAUAUUCGUUUGUGGGCGGUAGAAAAGUUCGAUUACCUUCUGAGAGCUCUGAAAAUUGUCUUGCAACUAAAUCCGUACCGGAACAAUCGGAUACGGAAAAUAAUCCAUCUAGCUCUGAGUCUCUAGCAACAACUGUGUACCAAGAUAAUCUCUCAUAUACGGUUGUCGAAGUUUUACCACCAUUUCGAACUUAUGACGAAAGUUUACGAAAGGAAAUAACUCAAAUGUUCAUUCCAAACGAUUGUCUACGAGUGCAAAAUACAUGUAUUGGAACGGGAAAUUAUUCGUGCGUUCGUAAGGCGGAAUUAUAUUCUGUAUCCUUAAAAGAUGGAUCGGCGAGCAAUUACCAAAUUGUAGCUGUAAAAAAGAAGAAAUGUGAAACAUGCGUAAAGGGAAGCAAUAUCGAGAUGUCUCCUGAUUUUUUAUUGCAAGAAGCUGUCUCUAUGAGGUCAUUAAAUCACCCUAAUGUUUUGCAUACGAUAGGUGUUAGUUUUGAUAUUCGAAAUAAUCCGCUGGUAGUUAUUCCCUAUAUGGAAUUAAAGGAUUUAAAAACUUACGUUUCGGAUGAAAAACUGCAAAUAACACUGAAGGAAUUAGCGGACUUUUGCCGGCAAGUAGCUUGCGGUAUGGAGUACUUAAGCUCUUUGAAUUUUGUACACAGAGAUCUAGCUGCUCGAAACUGCCUAUUGAACGAAUCAAAAAUAGUCAAAAUAUCCGAUUUCGGAUUGACAAGGAAAAUAGAGAACAGCGAUUAUUACAAGAUUCUUAAUCCUAGACCUUUACCCGUAAGGUGGAUGGCUCCUGAAAGCAUAUUUCAACAACAUUUUAAUAGUGCAAGUGAUGUGUGGUCUUUCGGAGUUCUAAUGUGGGAGGUAGUUAUGAGAGGUAAAACGCCAUGGGAAGGAUUCCAUUUUGAAGAAGUUAAGCAAGCUCUAAGUCGUGGAAUAAGAUUAAAUCUACCAUCUUAUUGCGACAAUGAGUUAAAAAGGAUUAUAGAAAGCUGCUGGAGAUUUUAUCCUCAACAAAGGCCAUCAUUCCGAAACUUACUUGAUUCAUUAAGCGAUUACUUAGCAGAAGCUACUUAG
Molecule: messenger RNA, 3106 nt
Organism: Dimorphilus gyrociliatus
Lineage: Eukaryota; Metazoa; Annelida; Polychaeta; Dinophilidae
Source: the annotation of a GenBank genome assembly